AUGGGGGACGAUCAGUUUUACUACACGCCCACCACGGCGCUACUUAACCUCGUAUACCACGUUCAAAAUGGAGCCGCAACGGGGACAGGGAUCCUCAGACUAGCUUCCAUUGCGCGAAACCUACAAGGCCCCAUUAUUCCCGACUCGAUUGUCAAUUACUGUGUCAUUACCCAAAACAAUGUGUUUGGAGGAUACCCCGAUAUGCUGGAUUUCGCCCCGUCGAUAGUGUUUGCCGUCUUGUUUGCCCUCAUCAUGGUUAUGCACGUUAUCAUUUUCGCCGUUGACCAAUGGAGGGGCCAUUACUUUUACCUUUCCUACAUGUGGAUUUUUUACUCCAUCUUGAAGAUUUUGGGCUUUGCCUUGCGUGCUCAGUGGUCGAAAGACGUGACGCAGAUCCCCACGGGGUUGACGAGUGAAGUGUUUUUGAUUGUGCCUGCUAUUGUCAUUGUGCUGGCCAACUUGAUCCUAGCGCAACGGUUGUUCACCUGGAGACACCCCGUGGGUGGUUCGAGGAGGUUGUUUUGGGGAUUCAUGUUGCUUACCUACUCCUUCGUGUUGAUUUUGCUCGGGUUGACCAUUGCCGCUUCAUUUUCACCAUACAUCAACUUUCUCAGCUACCGGUCGUAUAGAUCGUGGAUUGCCACGGUGCAAUUUACAUCAAUCAUGAUCAUUGCCUAUUCUUUGACUGCGGUUGCCUUGAUCGGCUUGAGUUUCUGGUUGCCCACUAAAAAGGAUGAGUUGAGAUACACUUAUCAGCCGUGGUGGAUUGAGAGUUUUGCUCCGUUUUAUUUCCCUGAAAAGGGAGCUGCUCAAAGGGCAGCUGCUGGGUUCAUGAAGCGAAACUCGAAUCACAGGCAUGCAACGAGAGUUAUCGCUGCGACGCACCAUCAUUUCCACAGUGUCAAAGGCUUGACCAACCAGCGCGGCGACUUGAAGCACAACGUGUCGAUGGGGUUGUUGAUUAUAACCACCACUUUGAUCUUGAUUGGCGCCAUUGGUAGAGCCAUUGUCGUGUUCCAAGCCAGACAGGAUCGAUACGCCGGCGGCGCAGCCAACAAGUGGUUUAUGUACGUGUGUUGGGGAAUCUUUGAACUCAUCAUCAACUUGCUUUACAUCUUUGGCAGAGUCGAUUUGCGUUUCUACAAGCCCGAUAGAUUGCCUAAGCCAGUGAGAGAAAUCGUCACUGCUGAGCAAACCUACUACCCAAGUUCAGAUGAAGACGAAGAAGGGUUCCAUAGAGAUAGACCAGAAACGUAUGGCAAGAUGCGCGGCGUUACCGCACACGGCUACAAGAACUCCGAGUCGAGGCAAGAAGCGGCCAACGCUGCAAAUGCCAACUACUAUGGCGACGAUGAUGAUGACGACGACGAUGUGGAAGCAGGAGCAACAGACGAAGAAGAAGACAAGUUCUACUUUGAAGAAUCCGAUAUCGAAUCUGACGAGUGGGAUUUCACUGUGCCCAAACAGCAACCUCACGCCGACGCUGACAAAUCGCUUCCUCCAAGGCACGACUUGCCCCUUCCGCCUCCUAAAGCUAGAACCAAUCCUCCAUACCCCACCGCUGAGGACCAGAAAGGCCCUAAGCCAGAUACCGAUACCGAAUCCGAGUUCAACUUUUAA
Molecule: messenger RNA, 1620 nt
Organism: Lodderomyces beijingensis
Lineage: Eukaryota; Fungi; Ascomycota; Pichiomycetes; Serinales; Debaryomycetaceae
Source: the annotation of a GenBank genome assembly